UCAGUGAAAUUCGCGUACGAACGAUUCAAGAUUAGAUAUCUCUCUCUCUCUCUUUCUCUCGCUCUCCACUUUUUUCUUGUUCUACUAGCAAUUACAAAUAUAAUCAUAUCAGACAUUACAUAAAAUAUGUCCAAAGGUGGUCGACAUCGUAUAUUUACAGAAGAACAGCGCAAGGAUCGAAAUCGGUUGGCACAAGCUGCGUUUCGUGCGCGGAGGUCAGAGUAUACACAUACACUUGAGCAAACUGUUGUUGGGCUUGAAAGCAUCGUCAAGGAACUACAGGACAGUAAUCGACAAACGAGCACCAGAGCCGACGCAGCCGAAGCUCGUUGUCAAUUGCUCAAGGAUCGAUUGCGACAUCUACAUGAGCAACUUCACGCGGCACUUUUAGAAAAUCAGCGGUUGUCGUCUGCUCAAGUUACAGCAUCUUUACCGUCCCCUUCCUCAGUGUCGACAUGCUCGUCGUCGUCAUCGUCGUCGUCCUCUCUGAUUGACCCUACAGAGGCAAUUUCUACAUGGCUUGGCAAGUGUUUCUUUGCUAACGCUAUCUUAUAUAUAUAGUUGCACACAUAAAGCACAUUGAUCCUAGUUAUUUGCUUUUCUGGCUUUUCUUUUUAUAGAUUCCCGUUCUUCUUAUUAGGUUAAAAAAGAUCAAUUGUGUCUUUAAUUUUCCAACUCGUCAAACUCUCUCUCUAUCCUCACCUCUUGAUCUUCCCUUCCCUCAUCCAACCAUACUCUGUGUACAUAAUAA
Messenger RNA from Zychaea mexicana, 751 nucleotides. RefSeq lists its product as uncharacterized. Lineage: Eukaryota; Fungi; Mucoromycota; Mucoromycetes; Mucorales; Lichtheimiaceae. The transcript is spliced from 2 exons. Bases 127 to 561 code for a protein of 144 amino acids. Gene Ontology annotation, molecular function: transcription cis-regulatory region binding; DNA-binding transcription activator activity, RNA polymerase II-specific. Gene Ontology annotation, cellular component: RNA polymerase II transcription regulator complex. The record is from RefSeq and is a predicted model, not a curated record.